AGCCCGGUGGAAACAUCGUGAACAUUAAUUCGAAGAUGGAACCGGCACUGCGAUCCCGGAGGCGGCGAAGACGGUGGGCAAGAGCGCCGGUUUCCGUCGUUGUCUUGGUCGCAACAGCCCUUCUCGCCACCACGGUGACGAUACCUAGCAGGGUGGAGGCCAUGUCCAUCUUGUCGAACCGCAACAGCAAGAAAGUCCCCAGCAUCGACCAGUGGAAGUUGUCGGAGAAAGACGGAACCCUGACGGGGAUCGUAACGGGGCAUCCCGUGUUGCAGGACGGCGACAAAAUCACGACGAGCCCGCUUUCGAAUCCAGAUUUUGCGGCGAAGGGGAAGGGAACGGUGGUAACGACGUUAUCGGGAACGAAAUACAAGCUAGAGACGCCCAAGAAAGUCAACAAGGGGCCUUUCUCGCUGUUUGGGGGUGGCAACAAAAACAAGAAAAAGGCCGAACCGCCCAUGCUUCCAUCGGUACCGGAGGGUCCGAUCAAGACAACCAAAGAGAACAUUCGCAAGAACGGAGGAAUACCCACCAUCGACAAGUGGAGGAUCGACCCAGAGAGCGGACGGCUCACCGGAAUCGUUACCGGCCACCCCGUCCUUCCCGAUGGCGAUCACAUUUCGGCAUCGCCGCCGGUAGAAAGCUUCUUCAAGAAAGGUUACGUCAUCACGACCGAAACCGGGAGUCGGUACAGGUUGAAGAACCCGAAGAGGGGGAUCGGUGGUAUUUCGCUGAAGAAGACACCCAAACCACCCACGCCGGAAGACACGCAACAAGAAAUAGACGACCAGAUGGCAAAACUCGACUCGAAGAACAACAUGCUGGGUGCGGUUGCCGCUGUUGGCGUGGCCGGGGUGGUGGGUCUCAACGUAGCGAACAACGAUCCGGGUGCCAUCCUUGGUGCCAACUUCCAGAGCAACGGCAACAACAAUCUGGACAGCAGCAACAGCAUCAUGGUGGGAAGCAAGAGCAGAACGGGGGUCGCUCCACCGACGUCACCGUCGUCCUUUACACUGGCGCCAACAACACCUCUCGUGCCAGCGCAGCAGGAAGACGAUAUUCUCGGCCUGCGGCAGGAGCAAGAGGAGGCCAGGAACGAGAAAGCCGCCGCAGACGAAAAACUCAGGGCCGAACAACAAGAACGAAGGGAGCGAGAAGCGGCAAAGGCCGAACGGCUCGCGCUCGAGAAGCGGGAGCGAGAGGCGGCGGCGGCCGAGCAGCUCAGGAUCGAACGGCAGGAGCAAAAGGAGCGGGAAGCGGCGGCGGCCAAGCAAAAGGAACGCGAAGCCGAAAAAGCGAGAAUCGCCGAGAAAGAAGCAGAGGAAGCGAGGCUCGAGCGGCUGGCCCGGCAGCGAGAAACCGAACGCCAGCGUCGCCUCGAAGAAGAAGAAACCGCCAGAAAGUUUCUCGAAAAAGCAAGGCUCGAAAAAGAGCAAAAGCUUGCCCGGCAGCAGGAAAUACAGCAGCAGCAGCAAGAACGAGCGAGGCUCAGGUUGGAAGCUGCAGAAAAUGUCAAGCGAGAAGCAGAACGCAAGGCAGCUGCCAACGAGAAGGCCAAAGCCGAACUGCGAGAGCGACAAGAAGAAUUGACGUCGCUGAAGAAGCAACGCCAGCAACAGCAGGAAGAAACAAAACGAGAGCAGCAACGAGAAAAAUCCAGACUUCGACUGGAAGCAGCAGAGCGAACCAAACGUGAAGCGGAAGAAAAGGUGGCAGCGAAUGAGAAGGCCAAAGCCGAACUGCAGGAGCGACAAGAAGAGUUGACAUCACUGAAGAAGCAACGCGAGAAACAGCAGGAACAGGAGCGACGACAAGCAAUCGAUAAGGCCGAUCGAGCCAAGAUCGAAAGCGACGCUAGAAAGGCCGAAGCCCUUGCAAAAGAAUUGGAGCAACGACAAAAAGCAGAGAGAGAAUCCUCGGUUUGGAAGACGAUCCAAACGGGAGUGAAGGGAAUUGCCGUAGCCGGUGCCACGGGUGCCGCGGGCCUUGUCACCUCGUUCGAGUUGCGACGAAGAAUGCCCCAGAACAACCAAACAGAAGCCGCGACAGGUUCCUCCAUCGACCGAAACACAACAAGUUCUAGAUCAAUGGGCAUAUCUAUCGAAGAUUCGAGCGACUCGUCCGUGGAAAGCUCCUCGACCGACCAAAAACCAAAACCACCUUCGAAAAAACUGAAGGGAAAAAAGACUCUGGCUACAAACAUCACUGAAAAGUUGAAAUUUGUCGACGGAAUCGAUGAUCUUUUGGCGGAGGUGGAAACUGUCCUGGCCGAAGUAGACGACAAAACAAAGGAUAAGGGCACAGCAAAAUCAGCAACAUCGCAAAAUGCUUCGGAGUCGAUUCCAGUCUACUUCGCCAAAACGAACAACCCAUCUAAGGGAGAUCGCUCCAGUGAAGAUAAGAUUGGAGAAAUGUACUUUGGCGCCGGGGCAACUUCAUCGGACAGUGGCAUCAACGCAGAAGCUUCUGACGGACCUGACGAAGAAGUUGCAGCGAUCGAGACGGAAGGAACAGCGCAACUAAUAGCAGAUGGGGCAGGAGAAAUAGAAAGGAUCAAGGCAGAAGAAUCAGUCCGACUCGAAGAACUUGCAAGACUAGAAGCCGAAAUGGAGGAAGAGGAGUUGAAAGGUCGAAAACUUCAGGCAGAAGAAGAAGCUAGGCUGAAGGCGGAAGCGGAGGCAAGACUUCAAGCGGAAGAGGAAGCCAGGCUGAAGGCGGAAGAAGAGGCAAAUCUCCAGGCAGCCGAAGAAGCUAGACUCCAAGCAGCAGAAGAAGCCAGACUCAAGGCAGAAGUAGAGGCAAGACUCCAAGCAGAAGAAGAAGCCAGGCUAAAAGCAGAAGAGGAGGCAAGACUCCAGGCAGAAGAAGAAACAAGACUCCAGGCAGAAGAAGCCAGACUCCAAGCAGAAGAGGAUGCAAGUCUCCAAGCAGCAGAAGAAGCCAGACUCCAGGCAGAAGAAGAAGCCAGACUCCAAGCAG
Molecule: messenger RNA, 2979 nt
Organism: Pseudo-nitzschia multistriata
Lineage: Eukaryota; Bacillariophyta; Bacillariophyceae; Bacillariales; Bacillariaceae
Source: the annotation of a GenBank genome assembly